This is a messenger RNA of Adineta ricciae, 1314 nucleotides long. NCBI's taxonomy places the organism in Eukaryota, Metazoa, Rotifera, Eurotatoria, Adinetida, Adinetidae. The record is from the annotation of a GenBank genome assembly.
AUGGAAGAUUGCGAAGAUGAAUUAUUCACUAGUUUAGCUACCUUUCAUCAAAUCACAAAAUAUAAUCAAGCCGUUUUACCAUUUUGUUCUAUGAAAAACGCGAAAUAUUGUUGUAUAUUAGAUAAACGCAAGUCAGAAGUGUUUAUCAUGGAAUCAGACAAUGCUAAUGAUGAAAUCUUCCUAUUUACAUCAGAAUCAGUUGGUGAAGGUCAUCCUGACAAAAUCUGCGAUCAGAUUAGUGAUGCUAUUCUCGAUGAAUGUUUACGAGUAGAUCCGAACUCCAAAGUUGCAUGCGAGACAUGUACAAAAACUGGUAUGAUUUUGGUUUGCGGUGAAAUAACAACGAAAACUGUACUUGAUUAUCAGAAAAUCAUUCGAAGUACCGUUCGUGAAAUCGGUUAUGACUCAUCGGAAAAAGGUUUUGAUUACAAUACUAUGAACGUUUUGGUCGCUGUCGAACGACAAUCACCUGAUAUAGCACAAGCAGUACAUGAGGAGAAGGCUGAUGAUGAUAUUGGUGCUGGUGAUCAAGGCUUGAUGUUCGGAUAUGCAACAGACGAAACAGAAGAAUGCAUGCCAUUGACAAUUGAAUUAUCACAUCGAUUAAACGCUAAAAUGGCGGAAUUGCGACGAAAUGGUGAAAUGGAUUAUCUUCGACCAGAUUCGAAAACUCAAGUCACUAUUGAAUACAAAUUUGAUCAUGGUGCUUGUAUUCCACUACGUGUGCAUACAAUUGUUAUUUCUACCCAACAUAGUCCAGAAGUCACACAAGAACAAUUACGAGACGAUCUUCGUAAGAAAAUUAUUGAUCCAGUUAUACCAGCGAAUUUACUUGAUAAUAAAACAGUUUAUUAUUUGAAUCCAUCGGGUAAAUUCGAAAUCGGUGGUCCACAAGGUGACGCGGGUUUAACUGGACGUAAAAUCAUUGUUGACACUUACGGUGGAUGGGGUGCACAUGGUGGUGGUGCAUUCAGCGGUAAAGAUCCAUCGAAAGUUGAUCGUUCAGGAGCGUAUGCCGCUCGUUGGGUAGCGAAAUCUCUUGUCAAGGCUAAACUGUGCCGUCGUUGUCUCGUUCAAAUUUCCUAUAGUAUUGCGAUCGCUGAACCUUUGUCAGUAACUGUUUUCUCCUACGGCACAUCACAGAAAUCUAAUAAAGAGUUAUUAGAAAUAGUUAAAAAUAACUUUGACCUUCGUCCUGGUACGAUUAUUCGAGAUUUAAAUUUGAAAAAUCCAAUUUAUAGAAAAACAGCAUGUUAUGGACAUUUCGGUCGACCUGAAUUUCCUUGGGAACAAGCAAAGCAACUAAAAUUCUAA